Messenger RNA from Daphnia pulicaria, 3053 nucleotides. RefSeq names its product facilitated trehalose transporter Tret1-2 homolog. Gene Ontology annotation, cellular component: membrane. The coding region runs from base 946 to 2481 and encodes 511 amino acids. The record is from RefSeq and is a predicted model, not a curated record. Lineage: Eukaryota; Metazoa; Arthropoda; Branchiopoda; Diplostraca; Daphniidae. Gene Ontology annotation, biological process: transmembrane transport; carbohydrate transport. Gene Ontology annotation, molecular function: sugar transmembrane transporter activity. The transcript has 9 exons.
UCCUUAAACUUUAUUUCUCUUUCCAUUAUUUGGUCAUCCACCCAAAGGUAACUUUCUAUUUCAUCCGUGGUCAUCAAACUGGCUUAUCGCUACAAAACUUUUUAUAUUUAUAAAUUGAGUCCGGGAAAGCAUGAGUUCUCAUGGCAAUUCGAUUCACAGGAGGGUUCCUCUUAAAAAACCAAGGACAUUGAAGCUAAAAAUACUGAUGAAGAACACUUAACUAGUGAUGACGUAAUGUACGUACAAUUCGGAAUUGCUCUCACACCAAAGAAAAGUUGGUUACCAUCGACAGCUAGAAAGGCGGAUCUGAGAAGAACAAAGCUUCGUUCGCAUUGUUAACUCUUGCAAAUUUGACACAGAAAACGUACCUUUGAAACCUUGGGAAAUCUGAAAUAAUUAUAGUGAAAAGGAUGACUUGCACCUUUUUGACUUUGGAUUGCUCUUCCGCCCACAAGUAUAGUUUAAAAGCUCGUCAGCAAGUUAAUCGGAAAAGAGGUGAUGCAUAAAAUUUGAGAGAUGAGCCCUUAUGUCCAUCGAAAGAAUGCUCCUUUCAUAACAUCCAUGCGGUCAAGGUGAAUACGUAAAUGUAAGGUUCGUUUAUCCUUGAAAGUUAAUGUUACACGAGACAUCAUAUAGCCACCGUAGUGUAAAACUAGUUCAGCAGGAGUUCCUUAUGUGGCCAUGCAGAAGUUCCAAGGAUAAAAUGACGUGAAGAAGAGAUUUGUAAAGAGAAAGGUGGAAAUCCACCUUUCCCGCUUUUCCCGCUUAGGGCAAUAGAAUCGAAUCAUUAGGGUCAUUAUUUGUCUAGCAAGUACUACUCAUACAAAUAACGUCGGAGGCGAUAUAAGAAGCCGAAAUCGGCAGUGUAAAAUUCACUCGUCCUACUCUCACCUUCGAGAUCGGCGGUGCUCACGCUAGUUCCCUGCACUUCAUAUUCCUGCCAUCAUGGGUGACUGUUCAACAACGAAAAUUCGCAAAACUAUCCCGCCGUUCAAAAACUGGCCUAAAGUGGCUCCGCAGAUUAUUUGCGCGGCUUCAGCAUCAUGGGCCAUGCUCUGCACCGGUCUCGUUCGUGGAUGGAGUUCGUCUGCCGUUCCGCAGUUGACUUCUGCGAACAACGAAACCUUGCAUCUCGAACGAGAGGAAGCCGCAUGGAUAACGUCUUUGCCUCCACUUUGUGCCAUUUUUGGCAGUUUGCUGAUCGCCUAUCCAAUGGAAAUGUACGGCCGCCGGAUGACACUGGCAACUAUGUCAAUACCCUACGUUUUGGGUUUUUAUCUGAUGGGAUUGUCGUAUUACGUGGAUUGGGCGCCUCUUCUUUUUAUUGGUCGCACCAUCACUGGCUUGAUUACGGGUGCAUCGGCACCCACUUCUCAGAUUUAUGUGAGUGAAUGUGCUUCCCCAAGGGUGCGAGGAGCUCUAGGAUCAUUUACAUCCACCUUCAUGUCGUUUGGUAUCUUGAUUGCUUACAUUAUUGGAGCUGUCGUCGAGUGGCAAGUAAUGUGCUUCGUCAUUGGAUCCCUGCCUAUCGUCUUGGGUUUAGCAAUGCUUUUGAUGCCGGAGACUCCUUCUUGGCUCGUUUCUCACGAUCAGGAAUCACAGGCCAAGGUUGCACUUCAGCAACUUCGCGGCAAAUACACGGACGUUGAAACGGAAUUUGAGCGCAUCAGAACAAACGCCAACGCGCAACUACCAAAUUCAAGCUAUGCCAAAAUACUAACCAACAGCUAUUUAAUGAAACCCUUGCUCAUCUCCAUGACAUUGAUGUUCUUCCAGCAGUUUAGCGGCAUCAAUGCUAUCGUCUUUUAUUCCGCCAGCGUGUUCGAAGACGCCGGUAGUAGCUUAGAUCGUUUUGUAUCCAGCAUCAUUAUUGGUCUUGUGCAAAUGGUGUUCACUAUGGUUUCGGUUCUCUUGGUUGAUCGAUUUGGACGUCGAGUACUACUAAUGAUUUCCGGAACUUUUAUGGCGAUAUCGCUCUCCGGAUUAGGUUCCUUUGUUUAUGUGAAAAAUUCUUGGAAAGAGUUGUCUGUUGUUGUGGAUGACGGUACAGUGGCAGAGCCGACUGUAAUUGCUGAACUGGGCUGGCUCCCUUUACUCUGCCUCAUGACUUUCAUCAUCUCUUAUUCCAUCGGUUUCGGCGCUGUACCUCAAUUAGUGAUGGGCGAGCUUUUCCCUUUGGAGUAUCGUCAUCGACUUGGUACCAUUUCCGCCUCUUUCAGCCUAGGCUGUACAUUUCUGGUGGUACGAACUUUUCCUCUGAUGACCAGCACUAUGGGACUUGCCAGUGUUUAUGGUCUCUAUGCAGCAUGCUGCUUGACGGCCGUCGUUUUUGUCGGACUUUUUCUCCCUGAAACUAAAGGGAAAACUUUGGAAGAGAUCAGUAAAUUCUUCGGUCAGCCAGUACCAAAAAGUGUUGCAACUUGCAUUCAACCUGAAAAUGAACCUCUAGCCCUUGCAAAUGCGGCAGUAGAAAAAAUUUGAUGAAAUUUUCUUUCUUUUAUUUUUUAGAGCUAAAUUUGUUUUGAUAAAUUCUGAGCUGUUCUGUGAUCAUUAUAAGUUUAUCUUUGUGACUUUGUCAAUGCCGAAACAUAAGUGUCAAUAUUUACCAGAUACAUAUACCUGCGGAUAUUAUUGGAGCGGCCCAAAAGUAAAAAAAUUGUUUUGUAAGAAAGGAAGGAUCCGCUUUGUUAUUCGUAUUUUUCUUUCACAUAGAUUUCUUGUUGUAUUUUUAAUGAAAAGAAACAUAAAUCCAGCAUCGACACAACUAAGUAAUAACAAAAUAAAAUAAGUAAAUAACUUUUCGGAAAGUUCAGAAAUUUCGCUAACACGGAAGUCCCUCGAUAUUUGCCACACAUAUGGUAUUUUACCGGAAUUGAUUGAACAUGUAAUAAAUAACUGCGCGGAUUAUGCGGAAUACUUUGUUUCCAGUAUCGACUGCAACAACAGUUCACAGUUUGUAAAUUUGAAAACGUGUUUAAACCUCACUUUCUCAUUUUGUUUCUGAAUUUUUACUUUCAAUUAAUUGCGAGUAUUAAAGUGGAACAACUCACUGC